This is a messenger RNA of Globicephala melas (long-finned pilot whale), 5930 nucleotides long. It is a transcript of the gene SFXN4, whose product is annotated as sideroflexin 4. Gene Ontology annotation, cellular component: mitochondrial inner membrane. Lineage: Eukaryota; Metazoa; Chordata; Mammalia; Artiodactyla; Delphinidae. The record is from RefSeq and is a predicted model, not a curated record. Gene Ontology annotation, molecular function: monoatomic ion transmembrane transporter activity. Gene Ontology annotation, biological process: monoatomic ion transport; mitochondrial transmembrane transport.
GGGGCUCGCCGCCCGGCUCCUCCUCCGCGCCGGGCCAGGCGGCCGCGGCCUUUCCCGGCAGCUCGUAGGUCUCAGGAAGAGGAGCAGCUGGAGGAAGAAGCGCGGGGGCUGGGCGGCUCCUAGGGUGCAGCAGCGUCGCAGCCCGCAUGGAGCCCAACGUGCGCUUCUGGAUCACCGAACGCCAAUCUUUUAUUCAAAGAUUUCUUCAGUGGACAGAAUUAUUGGAUCCUACAAAUUUGGUCGUUUCAAUUGAAAAAAUAGAAAAAUCAAGGCAGCUAUUGUUAACACACGAAGAUGCAUCCGGAAGUGACCUGGAGGACAAAAGGGUACAAGAAGCUUGGAAGAGAAGUCUCUCAACAGUGCAUCCUGACAGUAGCAAGCUGAUCCCUGGUCCUUUUCGACCUGCAGCUCUCCUGCCUUUCACGGCGCCCAUGGUAUUUUUGUCAAUGCUGCCAGUAAAAAGUCUAAAGUCCAUGAUUUUACCUCAGGUUUCCUUCUACACGUACAGUACAGUCUUCAACAUUGUCAAUGGAAAUGCAAGUUAUGAUCGUCGCCCCCAUGAGACUAUCUUAGUAGGAGCAGGAGUGAUUGCUUCGUCCACCUUUUUUGGAUUAUUCCCUCGUUUGCUCCAAGUAAGAUUUUCACUGAAUAGCAUUUUGAGCAGAAACGUCAUUCCUGUCGUCAUUCUCGCCCAACUCAGUGGAAUGAAUGUGGUCGCAUCGAGAAGUUUGGAGCCCCUGCGAGGAAUUGAGGUCAUGGACAAGGACGGCAGUGUCAUAGGCUACUCCAGAAAAGCUGGGACAAAGGCCGUUAAAGACACAGCAACAUCCAGAGUUGUGCUGUUUGGGACCUCAGCUUUUAUCCCUGAAGUCUUCUCAUACUUUUUUAAAAGGACCCAGUUUUUCCUGCAGUGUCCGUGGUCACUGUGGACCCUAAAGCUUUCUUGUACUAUCCUUGUCAUGGGACUCAUGGUGCCAGUUUCUUUCAGUGUAUUCCCACAGAUUGGACGGAUACAGUGCAGUGAGCUUGAAAAGGAAAUUCAGUCUGCAACAGAAGAAACAGAACUCUUCUAUAACAGAGGGGUGUAGGGGUGAGUUUUAGGUGAAUUUGUUUGGUACCUGCGUGAAAACCUUCCUCCAAGGUUUCAGUUUGGACAACCCUGCCAGGAGUGUCCUGGAACCCCCAGAGGUGUCUGCACCAACAGGAUGGCUUCCGAUUACGCACGCCAAGACUGUUUUGAGGCUGAUCGUGCCUAGGGUUAAACAAGCUUGGGUGGAAGGAGAGAAACGGGGGCUGUCCUGUCUAACCCACCACACGGGGUUGCUGAGGGGAUGAAUGUGUGAUGUAAGAUUCAGUUUUCUAUUCGUCAGCCUGUGAACGGAUACUGUGAACUUACUAGUAAACUUUUCUAAAGUUGAGUAUUGGAAAACGAAGGAGAAAGGUCCACCAAUGCCCGCGUGCCCAAGGCACAGCAUUAAACUGAUGGCCCAUCCCGAGGUGUACACGUGGGGAGCCAAUGAAGGCCUCCAACCCCCAAAGCAAUCCUGUGUCCCUUCUCAGCUUACUCCUGUUAGACAGCUGCUUAAAAUCUUUGCCAGCUGCUGCCCAGCUGCUUCUUUCUCCUCAUUGGCAGGUGACCCUGUCUCCUCCUGCACUGUGAAAGCCAAGGCUAUUGGCCUCCUGGCUCCAAACCUGCUGACCUCCCUCCACACACGCCGGCCUCCCCUCCUCCGUGCAAAGUCAGCUGUGCCCUGGGCUUGAGCCCGACCCUUCCUGUUUGCUCAGGGCCUUUGCUCUGCGGCCUCCUCUGCCCCUCUGGCUCCAGCCUCCCCGCUCUGCUCCUUCGUAGCAUUUCAACUGCUUGAGUCACCUGCCUCAUGCAAAAAGCAAAACCCCCCCUUUGUAGCCGGACUUUUUCAGAGAGUUUUCUACCCUCACUGUUUCCACCCCGCCCUCCACUGCUGAGACUGCCGUCAUCCGUGCCCCCACAGAUGCUGGCCAUACUGCCACUGCCCCCUGUGCGGGCCUGUCGUGGGGCUUGCUCUCCCCUGCCCAACAGGCCCACGUCCAGCGGCCCCCUGCGCUUCGCCAUCUGGAUGUCCACUUGAGACCAUCUUCCCCUCCCAACCUCAGGGAACGGCACCACCGCGUACCAGUUUCGUCAGACAGGAUCACUGGCCUUGGCCUUACUCCCCCAUCGCCCCACCCCAUUCAGCACUAUUGGGCUGAGUCUGUUAAGUCUCUAGAACUCACCCCUCCGCGUCCACUGCCCAGCCCAACAGCAUAUCCCCUGCUGGUGUCGCUCAUCAGUCCAUCUCCAGCCCGCUCUUCGAAACCACACCUGCUUAAAAGCCUUAAAUGGCUUCCCAGUACAUCAGGAUCAAGUCCAAAUUCCUUGCCAUGGCAGGCGGGAGCCUUUACCUUAUUCAUCUCUUGCCACUCCCUCUCCUCACUCUGGACUGACAUCCAGUUCCUCAGAUGUGCUGUGGUCUCUCUUCUCUGGCCUUCCCACCAGCUGUUCCCUCUGUUCUGGGCUAACUCCUCCCUGUGCUUCACGUCUGACUUGGACGUCAAUCACUCUUCUCCAGGAAGCCUUCCAGGAUUCACAGAACUGAACUAGGUGCCCUUCCAAUGUGCUCCCAUAGUGCUCGUAUCAUGCCUAGCACGUGCCACACCACGUGCAAUCCCGUUUGCUGAAGCUAUGUGCCCAUAGACUGUGCACCUUGACAGCAGGAACUGUUGUCUUGGGCAUCAAGGAAGCCCCAGGAUACGCAGUCCACGGUGUAGAGUAGGUACCCAAACGUAUGCGUACUGGAUGGAGGGCUGUUUCCAACACACCCUGCCCCAAGUCCUCUAAGAAUGCACCUGUGGCUUUCAGUUUUCCCUAGGCCACAAUGACGGUUAUCUCCAAAUUGGGUAAAAGAUGUUUCACAACAGCCUAAAAGGACAAAAUCAGUAAAAGUGAUGUAUCAUUCAGCUCCAUGUAGCCACAGGCUUAUACUAAACAAACUUAACAAAAUGUGCAAUGGCUCCAAGUGGAGGUUCAGCCACUGACAGAUAACUGAGUAGUAAUGUGAGAGCAUCUUUUCAGAGAAGGCACUUGGACCUUACAGUCAGCUCCAGGAAGUGCGGGGUGGAGGAGGGCCGGGCAGAGAGAGAAGGGCUGAGCCAGUGGUGGAAGGAACCAGACUGCCUAACUUUCAAAUCGGUCUUUGGAUAAUUCCCCGGUGGGUUUGCAGUUGACUUUUAAAAAAGAGUUUUUUCUUUUGUUUGUUUGCGGUGGGGAGAAUUAGAGAAAGAGGGCACAAUUUUUCAUAUGCCUAAAACUGCCGAGUAUCAAAAUAUUUCAUUUUAUUUCUGUAUCAUAAAUUUGUCAUUUUAACAACUUUGAUCAUUAGCUAAUAGAGUAAUACAAAAAAAACACGGGCAAAAAUGAUGUUAGUAUUCAUUCUCAUAAAGUGCAGAUUUAAUUUUCAAUUGUUGGCCUCAGUAAACAUCAUCUCAUUUCAAAUCCUCCCCUGCCCCCACCCAAGGAGGGGCUAUUUUUAAAAAUUUUUCCCUAACAAAUGUCUAACACCGGGAAUAAAUGAACGAUCCAAUAAAGACAAGCUUUUUUGCAAACAUUUUUCUGGGUAAGAUUUCUAAGGCCAACAGUACUGAGUGAAAAAUAACCUUUCAUAAUGAAUAUGAACACAUAUAAUAAGAACAUAAUUUAGACCCCCAUGCUUAUUUUGCAAUUUUUAGGUCUCCAAUUAUGAAAAAGUUACCUAACUAAACAAAGAACGGUUAUCUUCAUACGUGGCCAAAUUAUUUUUACUGAUGUUGUUUGAAGACAUUCUCUGGUUUUGGCCUUUACAAGAAGUUAAUUCUCACACUCUCUCACCAAUUACAUAAGGCUGCUGUUUCAGCCAUAGAGACAUUUAUAUUCCAAAUGGGCUUUCUUCUUUUACUCUACUACAUAAGGACUGGCAUCUUUUUCAAAAGAAUAUUGCUAGCAACUGGGUUAAUUAAAGAGUACUCAUGGCUUAAGUUUGCCAAAUGCUUACCUCUGCAACAGUAUAAAUAUGGAUUAUUAAGUUGUCUACUCCAGUAUAAAAUCUAUGCAGAACCCUCAUACUACAGGCAAAAUGUUCAAAGGCUAAGGAAAAAAAAAUUCUUUUACAAGAAAGUGCAACUGCAGGGUCUUUUGAAUGAUCUUCUAGACGGUUCUGCAGAAAACUUAGUAGUUUGGCUCAAAGUAGAGUUCCUCAUGAGGCAUUAAAGUUCUUCCUAGAAGAAUACAAAGCACAAUUUCAGGCAGCUUUCUGAAAAUAAACCAUUAGUUUGUGGUUACACACUGAGACAAACUGGAACUUAUAAUAAUGAAGGCUUUCGGAUUUGCUGUGAUUUGCAGGAGAACUUGACAGAGCUGUUCUGCUCUUACUCCAGGACAUCAGGCUGUUUUAUAAUGUUAUAUAUAUAGGUGGUUACAGCACUUUGUAAACAUUGAGAGUAGGCAUGAAAUUAAUCAGAUAGGAGGAAAUCGGAAGUGUUUUCGUAUGUGUUUCAGUGCUUUUUCAGGUCAAAUUGCAAUGCUUUCAAAUAAAUCAUUAAAAAUAUAACAUUUUCUUUGUUAUUUCCAGUAUUUUACACAGUUAAUGGAUAAUCAUGGUGCUAGGGCUUUAGAUCAGUUAUCAGUAGUGAUACAUUCUGUCCCACCAUCAGAUUUUCAGCAUUUGUUCCGCGGCUGCUAGGUGGUAGAGGAAGUUUUCUGUUGCUGGUGGAAAUCGUCUUUGCUUUAGUGCCUCGUAAUUGAGCACUCGCUUUUCUCCAUCAUCCGAAACUUCUGAAAAUGGAGCCAGGUUGGUGAAGAUUUCUUUUGUUUUUAGGGAAAUAUCCUUUAAUAGAACAGGAAGAUACACAAUAUGUUAGUAUCAAAAAAAUCUGAGUUCUCCAGAAUUCUUCCUGCUAUUCUUUUUUAAGUUUAUCAGACUAACUAUAAAUUAUAAAAAAUGAAACAACAAAAAAUACAUGUCAUGGUUAAUUUUGAGCAGCGGUGACGGUGGGAUCGGUGGGGGCGGGGUUAACCAUUUUUAAAGUGUGUGCAACUCAGUGGCGUUUCAAAUGCGUUCACAGUAUUGUGCAACCAUCGCCACUGUCCAUCCCAGAACUUCUCCAUCAUCCCAAACCAAAACUCCGUACCCAUUAAACAGCAACUCCCCACCGGCAUCUCCCCAGCCCCUGGCGAUGACCAUUGUGCUUUCAGACUCUGUGAAUUGGUCUAUUCUAGGUACUUCAUAUGAAUGGAAUCACGAUAUUUGUCCUUUUUGACUGGCUUAUUUCACUUAACAUGUUUUCAAGGUUCAUACACGUGGUAGCACGUGUCAGAACUUCAUUCUAAGGCUGAGUAAUAUUCCACCACGUGUAUGUACUACAUUUUUUCCAUUCAUCCGCUGAUGGACAUCUGGGUUGUCUUCACCUUUUGGCCAUUGUGAAUAAUGCUGCUGUGGGACACGGGUGCACAAAUAUCUAUUUGAGUUCCUGCUUGCAGUUUUUGAUAUAUACCCGGAAGUAGAAUUACCAAAUCUAUGUUAAUGCUAUGUGUAACUUUUUGAGGAACUGCUAUUGUUUUUAGAACAAAUCUCUCCCCAAAGUCCCCUCCUGCCUGGGAUGAGUGACCCAGCACCUGUCGCAUGGGCUUUAUUCCCCUUCACUGACUGACAUUCCCCUCGGGUGGCUGAGGACUCAGCAGAGCUCGCCUUAAAGUCAUGUCUUUCUCCUGGUUUGCUGACAUCAUUAACUUAUUCAAAUACUGUGAACCUGUACAACAUGGUAGGCACUCUCAUCAUACAUUAUACUGAGUCAUCUGUGUAUCCCUUUUAGUCCAUGAAAAACACAGUAAUACAAAACUCAAAUUUACACAUUUCACUAACAUUGUUUUCCCUCUAAUG